AUGCAACCAUCUAUUUUAAGAGCACCAUUACCACGACCAGGCGUAAGACCUGCUGCCGGAGGAGCCGGUAAAAUGGGCGGAUUAUUAGGCGGCUUAGGCGGUGCUAUUACCUGUCUCUGUUGUCUUUCGGCACUUGGUUUAAUUGGUCUCUGGGUUACUUUUAUUCCAUUUGUUGCUUUCUUCAAAUAUGCCUAUGAUCAAGAUGUUAGAGCUUAUGGUGGUAGUCCAAGCCUUCGAAAUCUUCAACAAAUCGUCAUUCUUCUUGCAAUCUGUCUGUUAACAAUUCGAUUUGUCAAACGACAGAUUUCCACAUAA
Molecule: messenger RNA, 315 nt
Organism: Adineta steineri
Lineage: Eukaryota; Metazoa; Rotifera; Eurotatoria; Adinetida; Adinetidae
Source: the annotation of a GenBank genome assembly